Molecule: messenger RNA, 679 nt
Organism: Erigeron canadensis
Lineage: Eukaryota; Viridiplantae; Streptophyta; Magnoliopsida; Asterales; Asteraceae
Product: transcription and mRNA export factor ENY2
Exons: 5
Coding region: 91-435 (114 amino acids)
Biological process (GO): regulation of transcription by RNA polymerase II; positive regulation of DNA-templated transcription; poly(A)+ mRNA export from nucleus
Cellular component (GO): SAGA complex; nuclear pore; DUBm complex
Molecular function (GO): transcription coactivator activity; chromatin binding
Source: RefSeq, a predicted model, not a curated record
CUUUGGUAUAAUAGUAAGUAUAGGUCCAUGUAUAUAUAUUGUUCACCAGGUGAGUCGGUACUACGAUCUUAUUAAUCCAAGAAUCCAAUAAUGAGGAAUUCAGUCAAACGUCCGCCAACACCUGACCCAGAAGAAGAAUACGAUGAUCAAGAUUCACAGCCAUCUCUUCAGGAAAUCAUCAACAUUAAAUUCAUUGAAAGUGGAGAGAAAGAAAGAUUGAAAGAGCUUUUGAGGGAAAGACUGAUUGAGUGUGGUUGGAAAGAUGAAAUGAAAUCUCUUUGCAGGUCAUUGACAAGGAAGAAAGGAAGGAAUAAUGUAACAGUUGAUGACCUUGUCCAUCUCAUUACGCCCAAGGGAAGAGCUGCAGUUCCUGAUUCUGUAAAAGCAGAAUUAUUGCAAAGAAUCCGUUCUUUUCUCCAAUCCACAGCUCUCUGAUUUUUCCAAGUUCGUUUGAGGGUUAUUUUAAUUCUGUUGCUUGAUGGAUGCAAAAAAUGUAGUGUAACUUAUGGCUAUAGAAGUUUGGUGUUACGUGCAUUAAGCUUUGUUACAUAGUUUGUCGGUUUGUGUUUUGUUAUUAAUUUAAACCAUAAAAGGGAGAAGCUAUUUGUUGUAUCUUCUUUCAUGUGGGUUGCCAUUACUAUUACUAUGUUUAUAUAAUUAUGUUGUAAUGGUUGGAUUA